AUUUAAGCGGAAGUCGAACGACGUUGACACGAGCCGCAUCCAACAGUGGACCUAACAACAGCCUUCCUACAUCCUACUGUUAAAUUUAAACAACCCACGGUGGCCAAUUGAAAUCAUAUUAAGACGUGUACUUGGAUUAGUUCGUUUUAGUACGAUUUUCUCCAAGUAGCCCGGAGGUGAGAAACGGAAAGGAGUGACGGUGUUUCAUUCGUUCCAAGUGCUCUUUGAAAAUUCAAGAAUGUAUGCUGCUGCGGGACCUAGCUAUGAAGCUUACUCGUAUGGAGCCCAAGGAGCCAGGUUUGGUAAUCAAACAGUGGUCGACAAAGUCCCAGCUGAUAUGCUCCAUCUAAUUGACGCCCAUUGGUAUCAAUAUCCACCUCUAAAUCCUAUGUGGCAUGGACUCCUUGGAUUUGUAAUAGGUUUACUUGGUUUCAUCUCGGUUACGGGGAACGGCAUGGUCGUCUAUAUAUUCCUUUCGACAAAGAGCCUUCGCACACCAAGUAAUAUGUUUGUAAUCAACCUUGCCAUCAGCGAUUUCCUUAUGAUGUUCUGCAUGUCUCCACCUAUGGUGAUCAAUUGCUAUUACGAGACAUGGGUACUUGGACCUCUCUUCUGUCAAGUCUAUGCAAUGUUGGGCUCCUUGUUCGGAUGUGGCUCCAUAUGGACGAUGACUAUGAUUGCAUUUGACAGGUACAAUGUGAUCGUGAAAGGACUAUCUGGUAAACCAUUAUCUAUCAAUGGAGCUCUCAUCCGUAUAGUGGGCAUCUGGUUGUUCUCUCUGGGUUGGACCAUUGCACCUAUGUUAGGCUGGAAUCGAUAUGUACCCGAGGGUAACAUGACCGCAUGUGGUACCGAUUACUUCAGCAAAGACAUCGUGUCUGUCUCCUACAUUCUAUUAUACAGCAUCUGGGUUUACUUCUUCCCGCUGUUCCUUAUCAUCUGGAGUUACUGGUACAUCAUCCAAGCAGUCGCUGCCCAUGAAAAGAAUAUGCGCGAACAGGCCAAAAAAAUGAACGUUGCCUCUCUUCGAUCAUCUGAAAAUCAAAAUACAAGUGCUGAGUGCAAAUUGGCAAAAGUUGCUCUUAUGACCAUCUCUUUGUGGUUCAUGGCAUGGACACCAUAUUUAGUCAUCAACUGGUCUGGCAUUUUCGACCUUGUUAAAAUCAGCCCUCUUUAUACCAUCUGGGGAUCUUUGUUUGCCAAGGCCAACGCAGUCUACAAUCCAAUUGUUUACGGAAUUAGCCAUCCAAAAUAUCGACUUGCGCUGUUCGCGAAAUUCCCAUCAUUGGCAUGCGCUGCUGAAACAGCACCUACAGACGCUACAUCGACUGUUUCUGGUACCACGACCGUUGCGGAAAAUGAAAAAUCUAGUGCAUAAAACAAUAUGCCACGACGACAUUUUACAUUUCUCGAAAACUAUAGAUUAAAAUAUACCUGAUUAGGUAAGGAUAAUAUCGACCUAAAUUACAGACACGAUUUGUAAAUAUUAACACUUGAUGUAACAUUAAGAAACUUUUUUAUUGAUAACGAGAAUAUGUUCGGUCAAAAAUUCAAACUUAAAACAAUUUAUUUAAAUUGAAUGUGUUCAAAAAUUUGAAAGUACAGCCUAACAAACAGCACAUCUAAUUCGAUGAGAGAAAACUCCAGUAUACGGAAAUCAUUGUAUAUUAAAUGAGCAAUAUUUUAAUCACCUGUGACUGAAUGUACGAUUCGCAUUUCACCACAAUGCAAAUCACAUAACAUUGAUUCAUAGGCAUGAUUUUAAUUUUGUACAUUUAUUGUGUAACAGUGUACAUGAUCACUUUGGUAUAGCAGGUACCAGCUCUAUGUUUACUAGAUUAGUAAGCACAUCACAUUAUCGUAAAAUAUGAAGGGAGCAUCGCAUCUGUACCUUAAUUUUAUAAAAGCAAAUAAAUUCUGCAAGCAACUGUA
This is a messenger RNA of Eufriesea mexicana, 1932 nucleotides long. It is a transcript of the gene Lop1, whose product is annotated as long wavelength sensitive opsin 1. NCBI's taxonomy places the organism in Eukaryota, Metazoa, Arthropoda, Insecta, Hymenoptera, Apidae. The record is from RefSeq and is a predicted model, not a curated record. Gene Ontology annotation, molecular function: G protein-coupled receptor activity. Gene Ontology annotation, biological process: visual perception; G protein-coupled receptor signaling pathway; phototransduction. The transcript has 7 exons. The coding region runs from base 239 to 1378 and encodes 379 amino acids. Gene Ontology annotation, cellular component: membrane.